This is a messenger RNA of Gregarina niphandrodes, 1485 nucleotides long. RefSeq lists its product as hypothetical. The transcript has a single exon. The record is from RefSeq and is a predicted model, not a curated record. The coding region runs from base 1 to 1485 and encodes 494 amino acids. Lineage: Eukaryota; Apicomplexa; Conoidasida; Eugregarinorida; Gregarinidae.
AUGCUACCGGUGAGAGUGACGGAGAAGCAUGGGGAAACAGGUUUCUCAUGUUUGGUGAUAGGUGAGAUGUUCUUGGCUGGUCGCUCGGAUUCCGAUUACUUAGCGGCUUCGGACUUCGUGGAUAACGAGCGGAUGUUGGUCAUGUCGUUGCGACCGCCGGAGCAGCGGCGGGCUAUGGAGCCCAAGUUGGAGAUGUCCGAGUUGGGGAUUUCGAGUUUAAGGCUGGGGAUGCUGGAACUGGCGAACGGCGUGGGUCACAGUGUGUUUCAUCGUCGUGGCCACGCGAAUUUCCAUAGUGUGGUCGGCCAUGUAGUUAACUUGGUUGAGUCUUCUAUAAAGUCGGUGAUGGACGGUACAAGGUUCGUGGGUCCGGAGAGUAAAACAUUCUCGCUGCUCAUGUCGAAGCAAUUACGUGUUUUCCGUAUGCGCGUGUCUCAGAUCAACCACGGUUCUGAAAGGGUCGGGCGGGGCAUAGACAAUCCUACGCCCCCAAUGGUCAAGGCAGGGAGUACCGCUGAUGACGGACUUCGAGAACUAGGACAAGUUCAGGAGCCAUUUGCGCGAUCGACCAAAUCACUGCCGAAAAAAUUCAAGUCUAGCGUUCUACCGCUGCAGUUGUCUCUGCACAGACCCGAGUACAGACCCGUACAGCCCGCAACUAUAUAUAAGAUACUUAAUAGUAAGAUCAUCCCACGAUUUGCCGACGAUUCAUACGAUGUUCGGCUUGAGAAGGAGUUUCUUAACAACAUAAGGAAAUUGGUAGAUGAUAUGGAUUUGGCCCGAAGUAUGUUCUCUACCGAGAAUCAGUCGGAUCAGUCGGGUCAGAAAUUAUUCGAAGGUGGUGCUAAGUACAAGAAUUUUCUAAAUUCAGAGAUCGCUAAGACCCUCCGACUGAAAGAAAAGCAUGAGGAUUCCAUCCAGAAUAAUAUGCAUAAGUCAUGGGCAACUUUGGGCGGUGCAUUUGCUAGCACUAAUGCUUUCGGUGGUUUGUUCGAAUUAUUCGGUAUCCAAAAUUUGGUGGCGCCGCAGGUUGAGAGUGCGAAACUUUAUCUAAGCCUAAGCGCAUUGCUGUCCGUGUUAACAAAGCCGGCAAAAUACACGGAUCUGAUGCUGUCACAAAACUCAUCAGACAGAGUUCGAAGCCCUAUAGAUCCCACCGGUCAGUUAAUCACACCAUUUAAAUAUUUCUGUGAUCAUGUUUUGCAGCGCAUGAUGGAUAAUAUCAGAUCUACCAAAUAUCAAGGCAAACACCUUAUAGAACUCCUCUUAUCAAUUCCAUACCAAUUUGAAGUCGAUUGCACCAAACUACAACAAGCUUACAACGAUGCAAAUUGGAGAUCUAAACAAGACUACACAUUCAAGAAACCAACGGAAGACGAAAUUGUAUCCUGGACACUUCAUAAAGGCAAGCUCCGUAAAUACAUGGCACAACAGUUGGAAACAGACAGAGGAGCCAUCGCUAAGAGAGAACGAGCGCUCAAAUAA